AUUAGCCUUUCUGGGUUCGUUCAAGCCCCAUGUGCGGCCGGCAUGGCCCCGCGGCCAUCACGGCCUGCUGGUGAGCAGUCACUGCCCGCAUCCGUGACAAGCUUGUUGCAGCAUGUCCAGGAGCAGGCAUUGCAUACCGAAAGUGAGAAGUUGGCAUCGCGCUUGAUUCGUUUGCUGCACUGUGUUUCCCCGCGGAUCACCGAUGGAGACUCACCCAAAGUGCUGGAGAUUGAUCUCAAUGUGAUGAGAUCUCUUUGUGCAGACGGCAUUCCGGAUGAGGCUCCUGCACUACGGGCUGCACUGUGGAAGCUUCUUUUGGGCUUUCUGCCAUGCGACGCCUUUCGCUGGGAUGACACACUGGCGAGUUCUCGUGCUGAUUACCAGACCUUCCUCCAGGAAUUGCUAUCGGAGCUGCCGGCCGACCUUGCUCAAGCUGGGAAUCAGGCACAGCAAAGGCCUGGAACUUGGCCCUCGGAUAUUGUUGAAGAUCACGUGGUGCCCUUGGCUGAGGUGCUUGAGCAGAUCAGGAAGGAUGUCCUGCGAACAAGGCCUGAGAUGGACUUCUUUUGCCGCACCCUAGCAGCUGCAUCUGAAUCUUUGAAGUUGGAGGAGGGUGAAGACCGCAGCUUCAACGCCUGGGAGGUCACGGAGGCCGUGACCAGUCGAGAUCCCGAAUGCAUCGACGUGGUGAAUCCCAAGAGCCACUAUGACGUGCUGGCACGGAUCUUGCUUCUCUAUGCGAAGCUCAAUCGUGGUGUCCGCUAUGUGCAGGGCAUGAAUGAGCUUUUGGCACCCUUGUACUAUUUGUUUGCACAGGAUCCACUGAAUGGAUUGCAUGCAGAGGCGGAUACGUUCUUCUGCUUCAGCCUUCUGAUGUCUGACAUGCGCGAUGCCUUCGUAAAGACGAUGGACAACGAGGAAGGUGGCAUGAUGGGCCGAAUUGAUAAGUUCAGCACGCUGCUGAAGGAAAAGGAUGAGGAGGUCUGGAAGCACUUAGAGGAACUAAAUGUGGUUCCGGUGUACUACACAGUCCCGUGGCUGACCCUGAUGCUCACUCAGGAGCUUGACAUGGCAGAUGUGCUCCGCUUGUGGGACUCCCUGUUGAGUGACCUUGCCAGACCACAUCCUCUUCUUUGUUAUUUGUGCGUGGCCAUGGUGAUUGGUAUCAGAGAGGUGCUAUUGGCAGGAGACUUCACAGACUGCAUGCGGAUGUUGCAGUCCACCCCUCUGAAAGCGGCAGUACAAAUCCAGGAUCCAACCUUCUCAGUUUUUCUGGAGUUGGCACUGAAUAUACCAUCUCAGCAUCUUACAGCAACUGGUGUUUGAACAUGAGCUGCUGGCAUUCAUAAGGCACUAUCCUCCAGUUCCCGUGGAUGAUCUCCUGCAAAGCGCACUCAGGCUUCGGGCAGCUGACCGCACGGGAGUGGGCUUUUCUUCGAAUGACCUAGAGGCCGCUGAUGGAGGUGUUGAAGCGGCUGCUGCCAUGUCAAAAAGGAGUCCUGGGGGCUGGUGGCCUUGGUCUGACUUUUCUUUGAGGAAGUGAAGGAACGAGACUCCAUCAGUUCGCGGCUAGAUGCUGAACUGAGCUCUGCUCCAUGAAAGUUCUCACAUUGUUGUUAGUAUAGUGGGCCAGUGGCACAGAGUCUAUCGGUUUUGAUCUCGAAAUGACCCGACGCUGAAUCUGCCUGCAAGGUCAGGCAGCUUCAUUCGCCUGUUUCACAUAUUAUUUUAAGGUUAUUUCGUUUCACCGGUUUUCGUGGACAUUUGAAAA
Molecule: messenger RNA, 1771 nt
Organism: Durusdinium trenchii
Lineage: Eukaryota; Dinophyceae; Suessiales; Symbiodiniaceae
Source: the annotation of a GenBank genome assembly